This is a messenger RNA of Dermacentor silvarum, 1324 nucleotides long. RefSeq lists its product as uncharacterized. Bases 283 to 741 code for a protein of 152 amino acids. The transcript is spliced from 3 exons. NCBI's taxonomy places the organism in Eukaryota, Metazoa, Arthropoda, Arachnida, Ixodida, Ixodidae. The record is from RefSeq and is a predicted model, not a curated record.
AGCGCCGCCUGGUUUCUGCUCCUCCCAAGCGGAGAGCAGAAAAUUCCAAAGUAAUACGGGGGGGGGUGCGUGCAGUGAACUGCAACAUACACGCCCACCCGAACAGUUUCUUUUUCUCUUUCGCACUAUCGUUUAGAGGGUGAUUAUACCUUCAAAUAUCCUUGGCCUCUUCCAGUCGUUCAGCUUCACUGCUUUGGGAAGCCAGUGCCUACUACAAAGAGUCACAUUGUCGGCGCAAAUUGCGUCACACAAGCCGCAGUCAUAGCCGGAUACGAAGUGACCAUGUACAAGCCCCCCUGCCACUGGGUUCGGUGCCGCGGAGAGCACAUACCACAUAACGCUGUGCCCGGAGGCAUGGACCUGCAAGGCGAGGACACAUUCGUGGGGCGCGCUGUGCACGAUGGCGACGUGAUACCAGGAAAGGUGGUCCCUUCCCGCGGUGCUUGUUACGUCGCUUACGGCGCCUGCGAACACUGCUACCAAGACUACCAGAUGCUUGUCUCUGAUGGCGCUUCUCUGAAGUGGCUAGCGGCAUCCGAUGGCUCGUUGCCGAGCGGAGCCAUUCAGGGUGGCACUACUUCUGAGGGCGAACCGCUCUAUAUCGGCCGUGCCCAUCACAAUGGCAUGCUGAUCGUCGGCAAGGUCCAACUGUCCCACAAGUGCAUAUACAUUCCUUUAGGCGGUCAAGAGUAUAAACACACUAAUUACGAGGUCCUGGUCUGCAACACACUCAACCUUUGAGAAGAAGAUACGAAGUGCCCUGCAAAAGCUGCAGCCUGUAUUAGCAGCAAAAUACAGAUCGCAAUUUACCGCCCGCAUAGAGAAUGUAGAGAACGAUGUGUACUGUUGCGAAAACAUGGUGUGUUUGUAGAUGCACUUUGAUGAUGUAGGCCAUCAGACAUCAUUAUAUUUCUUCUUAAGAUGGUGGUCAACGGUAAACUCUGAUUGCGCGUUUAAAAAAUGUCGCAGUUUUGCCCGAAAGGCGAAGCAUCGAUUGCGAUAGCAAAUUAGUAGAGGGCAAUUCGGAGUAGGGAUAGUAGUUUUAUCGGCUUCAUAAACUUAUACACAUUGGCUUACUAACUGAAUUAACAAUCGUGGUGUCAGCGCGCACAAGCAAACAUGAAUAGAUCACACUGAAUGACCGCAGCCAACGACUGCUGGCUUACUAACUGAAUUAACAAUCGUGGUGUCAGCGCGCACAAGCAAACAUGAAUAGAUCACACUGAAUGACCGCAGCCAACGACUGUCAAAACGCUGGCAGCAAGUGCAGGUUCGCGCGGUCUAUCCCUUCAACGGAAACUGAGCGGCGAAUGCGAUGAGCAUA